AUGGAGCCGGAGUAUCGGCAUCCGGCAUAUGAAGACGAUGAAGAAGAAGCGAAACAGAAGGACAAGACAUUGCGCAAUGAAGCAAAGAUGAUACAACUAAAGACCCUCCUCAACUGCAUUGACAAUUCCGGCGCCGCAGUCGUCGAAUGCGCCCAAGUCCUGAAGAAGUCAAAGACAGGGACAAUAGGUGAUCGGAUUGUUGUUGUCGUCCAGAAACAACGGAAUUUCGGCUCAGAUGGCAACGCAAGCACAUCUAUUGCCAACAAGGUCAAGCGAGGAGAUGUUCGCCAUGCCGUGAUUGUUAGAACGAAGAAGGAGGUCCGACGGCCCGAUGGAAGCUAUGUCAAGUUCGACGAUAAUGCCUGUGUCCUGAUAAACAAGUCCGGAGACCCAAUUGGAUCAAGAUUAAACGGUGAGUUUGGAGACUGGUACCUGAUAUUGAAGACUAGCUGUGACGUGACUAACGUUUGGUGA
Trichophyton benhamiae CBS 112371 is the source of this 474-nucleotide messenger RNA. RefSeq lists its product as uncharacterized. The transcript is spliced from 4 exons. Gene Ontology annotation, molecular function: large ribosomal subunit rRNA binding; structural constituent of ribosome. Bases 1 to 474 code for a protein of 157 amino acids. NCBI's taxonomy places the organism in Eukaryota, Fungi, Ascomycota, Eurotiomycetes, Onygenales, Arthrodermataceae. Gene Ontology annotation, biological process: translation. Gene Ontology annotation, cellular component: ribosome; mitochondrial large ribosomal subunit. The record is from RefSeq and is a predicted model, not a curated record.